AAAGUGAGACCCUGUCUCAAAAAAAAAAAAAGUGUUUGAGCAGGGCUGGAGGCCCUGGGUGGGACAGGGAAAUGUUUCUCCAAAGGGCAGCUGACCUUCCUGUCCCUGGUCCCCUCCUACUGCCUUUCCGUAUCCUUGCACUUCUGUCUUUGGCCCUGGGGAGCGUCUCUGGUGAACUUGGAGAUCCGGUGACCAGCCCCCUCCCACUGAAGUGGCUAGUGGGGGCAGACCAGACUAGACCUCACGAGAGACCAGCUCUACCCCCACCUCCUCUGCCAGCUGACACCUCCUGGCCUCCUGCUAAAAACAGUCGGUCCCAGGGGGACUAUGGGUUUUCAGGCCCCCCCCUCCACGUCCAGGCAGGUAUUAAAGAGGCCGAGGUCGGGCCAGACCGGCUGGACAUCAUGCUAUUCACCGAGACUGCUCACUUCGUGGUGAAUUUUCUUCUAUCCCGGCGGCCCCGGGCCACAACCCCACACCGCCUGGACAAGGAGUUGUGUUUCUGGGGCAGUCGGGGCCCAGUGUUGCCGGUGUCCGCCGCCCGCCGCAGCGUGGGCGACUACUGGCUGAGCCCGCAGCGCCGCCACCCUCCGGGCGCCGCCUGGCGCUGGCCGGCACGCAAACUGCUACUGCUGCCCGGGGACACAGGCCUGGCCGACGUGCCCUCGGCAAGCUGGCCCAGCUGCUACGGCGCACGCCCGAGACUCACGUGGAAGCACCGUUGGCAGAAUAUUAACUACUAUUUUCUGGGCAAAAGGAAGAGACACCUAGUUCCCUUGCGCCCGUGAGAGCCGGGACUUGGGGAGACAGGCUUCAGGCUCCAUCACAUGAUCAUCCUGGGGCUGACCUGCACCAAGGCUGGCUGAGAAGGAAGAUGGCCUGGACACGCGGCGUGAUCCAGAGUCCCCUCUGUGGAUGAAGAUGAGUCCCCUCUGCCCUCCCUCCUGAGAUCUCUGUGGUUCUGCCCUUCAUUUUCCAAAUAAAUUCUCUGCAACCUCA
Molecule: messenger RNA, 999 nt
Organism: Sapajus apella (tufted capuchin)
Lineage: Eukaryota; Metazoa; Chordata; Mammalia; Primates; Cebidae
Exons: 4
Coding region: 72-788 (238 amino acids)
Source: RefSeq, a predicted model, not a curated record